AUGUUAGAAGAGAGAAUUCGCCAGCUUGAGGAGCAACUAGCGUCUCAGCAUAUCGGCGAUGAAAUCACCGGGGGUGUAUCAAACGAGUUGUUCGAUGGCACUUUCACUGUUGAUGGAUCUGAUGAAGGAUCGUCAGCGGCAGCGCUUUUUGAUUCGUCUCGGCAAGGUUACACAGCGCUAACUUCUUACAGCGGCGUGCCUGUGAUGACCCAGCCUCCACUCAGCAAUUCUCUAGCUACGCUUGACUGGCCAUACCCACCACUAGACCUGACAUUGCAUUUAGCGGAGAUAUUCUUCACCUGCUGUCCUUUUGUUGCCGCUCAUUUGCACAAGAAAACCUUCUUUGAAAGAAUAUUGCUUCCGUGGUCACACUCUGAUGCACCUCACCCAUCUCUAGUUUACGCCAUCUGUGCUGCAGCUAGUCGGCAUUCCCCUCGAGUUACCUCCCCUCCCGCCUCUGAAAGUGGAUCAAACUUAUUUCAAGGUGGUGGAGACACAUUUUUCGAUAUGGCAGUCUCGAUGACGUCGAGGUUCUUGGAGGAAGAUGCCAUAUCUGACUCCAAACUGUCUCAUAAGGCCAAGUCUUUGAGUGCAGUGUUGGUAUUGGUUCAUCUGAUGCACAGUGAAAACAAGUGGGCAGAUUUUCAUCGAUACAAUGCAUUGGGGAUGAGGGGUAUGAUUGCGUUGAAGUAUCAUGUCGAAGUUAGUCUAACGAAGAGUCGUUCACAAUUGUUACCUCUGAAGAACAGCUUUGAUCGAGAGCAGAGGAAGAGAAUACUAUAUACGUUUUGGGUGUUCGAUGUUAUCUACGCUAACAAAAGUGGAUCGUACCCAUCUAAUCUAAGCUCUCAUCAGAUUUUGUUAAAGCUCCCUACACCGACUGAUCGAUUUAUUCACGCCUCCAGUGAUGAUUAUAUUCCUGACGACGAGCCAUACCUCAACGCGCCAAAUCUACUAGAAAAUCAUGAUAGUGACGAUGGAUUCCACUGGGUCAUCAAAGCCACAGCUUUGCUCGACAAAGUCAAUGAAUUCCGCCAUCAAUCUAUCCUAGACGUGAUUAGUAAUCCCAGCUUGAAAUCAGCAAAUCAGCUACCAUCUUUCAGUGUAUUAGAUAUGGCUAUCAUGCGCUUCAGAUCACGUUUGCCGGAUUGUUGGAAGAAUCUCAACGAGGGGAAGCUCAACGUGGAUGUUUAUUUGGCGCACAUGCUAUCUCUCAACGCGCUAAUAACGCUGCACAAUGGGUAUAUGCGGGAGCAACAUUCUAAAAAGAGACUGAUGGGAUGUGUGAGAGCUGCAUUGAGUACUGCAUACUCGCUUCUGAACUCUUCAUUCGACCUGGCGAGACUCCCGUCGUAUGCGAUUGCGAUGUAUAGUGACUCCGCCGAGAUCUUGAUUGCAGCUUUCGUUUCGAGUUGCGAUGAAGUUGCAAAAGAAGCAAUCAAGUUGGAGCUGGCGACAUUUGGCGAUCUCUUCCGUUGCAUGCAAGAUCGCUGCCCUAAUGCUCUAUUUGCGCUGAGCAGGUUAAAUGAAUCGCUCUAUAACAAUGGAAUCCAACCUUUCCCUCCAACGCAUCCAACAGAGAUAGAUCCAUUACUGCAGGAAAUCAGUAACUUCGAUGUGGCUGCCCCAGUGCCUCUUGAGAUAGAUCAGAUCGGUGUUGAUGGUGAUGUUGGUACCAGCACUGGAAUGAAUUCCGACAUACUGCCUGAGCCAUCUUUUACGGUCUCUGAUGAAUACGGAUUGAUGAAAUUUGAUGAUGUGUUUGACGAUAGGGCGUUCGAUGUUGCAUUACCAUAA
This is a messenger RNA of Wallemia ichthyophaga EXF-994, 1797 nucleotides long. RefSeq lists its product as uncharacterized. Gene Ontology annotation, biological process: DNA-templated transcription. The transcript has 2 exons. Lineage: Eukaryota; Fungi; Basidiomycota; Wallemiomycetes; Wallemiales; Wallemiaceae. Gene Ontology annotation, cellular component: nucleus. Gene Ontology annotation, molecular function: DNA binding; zinc ion binding. The record is from RefSeq and is a predicted model, not a curated record. The coding region runs from base 1 to 1797 and encodes 598 amino acids.